This is a messenger RNA of Penicillium canescens, 1905 nucleotides long. RefSeq lists its product as uncharacterized. Lineage: Eukaryota; Fungi; Ascomycota; Eurotiomycetes; Eurotiales; Aspergillaceae. Gene Ontology annotation, cellular component: nucleus. The coding region runs from base 1 to 1905 and encodes 634 amino acids. The record is from RefSeq and is a predicted model, not a curated record. Gene Ontology annotation, molecular function: transcription cis-regulatory region binding; DNA-binding transcription factor activity, RNA polymerase II-specific; zinc ion binding. The transcript is spliced from 4 exons. Gene Ontology annotation, biological process: regulation of DNA-templated transcription; DNA-templated transcription.
AUGGAUAUUGAAUUACCCUCCCCGCCGGCUGUGAGUGCCUUGCGAGAAUCAUUCGGUGAUCGUAAGCCACCAGAUAUUACCCGCAAGAUCACUGCCUGUGUUGCGUGCCGGAAGCAAAAGGUCAAAUGUCAUAUGCGAGAGGGCCAGAUGCCUUGCUCACGCUGCAAGAAGAGAGGUCUCUCAUGCAGUGUCAACAGAAGCCUGCAGACAUUACUAGAAGAGGAUGUUACAUGGAAGGGCGCAAUCGUACAGAAGAUGCGACGGCUCGAGGAAACAGUUGCAAGCAUCGCAACCAGAGUUGGUAUUCCCGAGUUGCAAGCUUUGCAAGCUGGCCCUGAACCCGAGGACCGAUCUAUAAGCCCAGCCGGGGAGGUUGUCAAUCAGGAUCCUUCUUUAAGUCAGCGACGGGAUUCAGCAGAAAGUCGUGAGCCGCAACAGACAUGGGAAGUGAUCAUGGACCCCCGUGGUGGCCCUGCUUCUAUUCCGGCAUCUUGCGUCUCAGAAAGCGGGAAUGCAGGUUUGCCAAAUACCAUGGCAACUUCCCGUCGUCCAGACCUUAUAUCUAUGGGAUUAAUCCCACUACGCCAGGCAUUGGCACUGUUUGAGACAUAUCAUCUCAGAUUGGAUCAUUUUCUCUAUCGCAUUCUGGGAGAUCAUAUCAGUUUGGACUCAGUCCGCAUUGCAUCGCCGUUGUUAACGGCGGCAGUUUGCUCGGUGGGAGCGUUACAUUCUCAAUCUCUCGGUCAUCUCUUCGAAGCGUGCUAUAAUGAGUAUAAGUCACUUGUCGCGGCACAGAUGUUCUCAAGAAAUGUGAAUGAGGACGACAUCCGUGGUCUGUGUGUUGGUGCAUUUUGGCUACAUGAGCUUUCCUGGGCAUUGAUUGGAAAUGCUGUACGAACUGCAUCAGACAUUAAUCUCCAUAGUGGAAUCUACAAAGCUGUGAAGGGUGAUCGCGAAGGUUAUCUCCAAGCUCGACUUUACUAUCUUGUCUACGUCUGCGACCAUCAUUUUUCUAUCGCCUACGGCCGACCUCCCAUGUCCAGAGAAGGCUUCAUUAUUGAUUCUGCUAGUCGGCUAUUAGAUACUGAGCAUGCCACCGAGGAUGAUGCUAGACUGAUUAGUCAGGUCAAAGAAUGGUCCAUCCUAGGCCAAGUCUUUGACACCUUUGGCGUCGAUGUCGAUACCCCCAUUUUACCGCAGACGUUGCCCCAGUUACGUCGAUACUCAAUUUCUCUGGAUACCUGGUUUGCAGACUGGAGCGAAAGCUUCAAGGCCAACCGAAAUGUUGGAAAUUACCCUCAAAAGGGAGUUGGGUUUCACUUCCAUUUUGCAAAGCUUUAUCUUUGCUCGCACGCUUUUCGGGGUGCACCAAUAUCGGAUGAUACACCGCAGUGCAUGUCACCGGAACUGGAAGAGAUUGCCAACGCUGGCGUUUUAUCGGCAAUGUCCAUCCUGCGUGUCAUUGUCUCCGACGACGAAUUCCGUUCUUUCUUAAACGGACUCCCGCUGUACUUUGAUACUAUGCUCGCAUUCGCCGUUGUCUUCCUUCUCAAAGUCGCAACCAAAUACGCGACGGUCAUCCGUAUUGACACAGACAAGAUCCUAUCACUAGUGACCCAGACGGUGUCUGCUCUACGGGAGACUACACAAUAUAUGCAUAAGCAGCACAUCCUCGUGGUUAUUAGUGAGGGUCUAGAAAGAUUGUUGCACAGAUUACCUACUAACUCUACCCAAGAAAUGGUACAACAUGCUCCUCCAGUUCCGGAGCAGCAACUAGGGUUCGAUCUUGGAUGGAUGGAAAAUAUGGCCAGCUUUGAUUUUCAGACUCAGUUCCCUGAUGUUGAUGACUGGUGGCUGCAUUAUAGCACAUCUAUCGGCCCCGCAACACGUCCAAUGAUGCCGUGA